AGUAUUAACUGCAUUUCCUGCAUUAUUAUUAAAUAGAUUAAGAGGAGUAAACUUUCCUGACAUCUUUCCUGCUAAUACAUUAGUUUUCAUAGCAUCAUUAAAGACUGCCACUCCUAAUGAAUCACCAUAA
Funneliformis caledonium is the source of this 130-nucleotide messenger RNA. The record is from the annotation of a GenBank genome assembly. Lineage: Eukaryota; Fungi; Glomeromycota; Glomeromycetes; Glomerales; Glomeraceae.